CGAUUUCUGUCACAGCCGCGGUGUCUACCACCGAGACCUCAAGCCUGAGAACUUGAUCUUAGACGAAGAAGGAUUUGUUUUCAAUUUGUUGUGGACACAGAUGUGUCCAAUCUUGAAAACAAGUGAAUUGAUCUCUUUGAUGGGGGCACUGAAGGAUAUAUGGGGAAGAUAAUGUCUUGCUAGCAUCAUCCAUGACAAAUCAAGAGCUAGUAGAUACUGGAAACCAGAUGAUGGACGAGACUGAUCAAGCCAUAUUGAGAGGUCAAAAAAGGUUGGAUUAUCUCUGAUGAUGAUUUUGUUAUGAAAUAAGUUUGUUUAUUUUGGUGAGUUGGAAAGGGAAAAGUUUCGUAGGCUAUUUUGAAGUGUGAUCAUGGUUUCCUCUCACUCUUAUCUAUUUCCUCAUUGUGGCAUUGCUCUUCCUCAUUGUCGUUGGAGUCCUAGCCAUCAUUAUUGUUAAGAUCCAUAUUGUGAUUCAAUGGCUUUAAGCUCGUCUUCUUUCCCAAGUUCUUUUUCUAUCUCUUCUACCAACCAAUGGAAAUAUGAUGUCUUCCUGAGUUUCAGAGGGGAGGACACCCGCAACACUGCUGUGGACUUUCUAAAUUAUGCUCUAGAACGGAGGGACAUUUACACUUUCAAGGACGAUGAAAAACUUGAGAAAGGAAAAACUAUUAAACCAGAGCUUUUGAAAGCGAUAGAAGAAUCCAGAUUUGCCGUGGUCAUUCUCUCAGAAAAUUAUGCAUCUUCAACUUGGUGCUUAGAAGAACUUGUGAAGAUUAUUGACUGCAAAAAAGAAAAGGGAAUGACAGUUCUACCUAUUUUUUACAACGUGAAUCCAUCUGAUGUGCGAAAACAAACAGAAACUUUUGCAAAUGCCUUUGAUAAACAUGAAAAACAAUUUAAGGAGAAGGUGGGCACAUGGAGAGAUGCUUUGAAUCAUGUGGCUGGUAUUGUCGGAUAUCAUGUAGAGAAUAGCCCUCUCUCAAAAGUUGUCGAAAGCAUUGUGAGAUUGAUAUCACAUAAAUUGAGUUUUGAAUUCUCUGAAAUUACUGAGGGCUUGUUUGGAAUUGACUCUCAACUGGUCGGAUUGGAGUCAUGUUUAGCUUUAUGGUUAAAGGAUGAUGUUCGCUUUAUAGGGAUUUGGGCAAUGGGGGGAAUGGGCAAAUCAACCCUAGCUGGGGUUGUCUAUAAGAUGAUUUCUAAAGAAUUUGAAGCUUGUUGUUUUAUCGAUUAUGGUAGGGAAGAAGAUUUAUUUUCACUACAAAAAAAUCUUAUUUCUCAAAUAUUGAAAGAAAUAAAUUUGAAUAUACAAAAUAAACUUGAUGCAGAACACAUGAUCAAGAAAAUGUUAUCGCGUAAAAAAGUUCUUCUUGUUCUUGAUGAUGUAGAUGAAUCAGACAAGUUAAAAAAGUUAGUCAAGAGAGAUUGGUUUGGUUUGGGCAGUAGAAUUAUCAUAACAACAAGAGAUAUGAAGUUGUUGAAGGAAUUCUCAAUAAAUGAAAUUUUUGAAGUUAAAGCUUUGAAUUAUGAUGAUGCUCGUUGUCUUUUCUUUUCAAAAGCUUUUGAAAAACAUGCCCCUGAUGAAUAUUUAAGACUGUCCCAAGGCAUUUUAGAAUAUGUUAAUGGUGUUCCUUUAGCUCUUGACAUUUUGGGAUCUUUUUUGUUUGGAAGAAGUAUGGAUGAUUGGGAAAGUGCGAUAGAGAGGCUCAAAGAAGAGCCUAUUGAAAAAGUUAAUCAAACACUAAAAAUAAGUUUUGAUGGACUCCAAGCGUCAGAGAAGGAAAUAUUCUUAGAUAUUGCAUGCCUCUUUAAUCACGAGGUGAAAGAUUCUGUGAAACAAAAACUAGAAAUUCUUGGUCGUCAUCCCCGUAUUGGAUUAAGCAUUCUCAUUGAGAAAUCUCUCUUGAAAAUUUCCAAUAAUGAAUUGUGGAUGCACGAUUUACUAAGAGAUAUGGGUAGGGAUAUUGUUCGUCAAGAAUCUCGUAAUGAGCCUGGGAAGCGUAGUAGACUGUGGCUUUAUGAGGACAUUGAUCCUGUGUUAAAAAACAAUACGGGAACAAUGAAAGUUCAAGCCAUGGAUAUCAGGGGAGCAGAGGCAUGUUGGCGAGGUUUCACAUUUUCAGGAAAACAAAAACGGCCACUUUGGAACCCUAAUGCCUUUUUGAAGAUGUCCAAGCUUAAAUUUCUAAGAGUUCGUAAUGUUUUUCCUCAGCAUGUCCCAAACCAUCUUCCUAAUUCUUUAAGAUAUCUUGAAUGGAGUGGUUAUCCUGCAAAAUCGUUACCAUGUUUUCAGCCAAAUGAGCUUGUUCAACUUCAUUUGCCGCAUAGCAAAAUUGAAUUUCUUUGGGAAGGAAUAAAGGUAAGAGUGUUAGUAAUUAUCCUUUUACAUUUCAAUAAAUAG
Quercus lobata is the source of this 2398-nucleotide messenger RNA. RefSeq names its product TMV resistance protein N-like. Bases 476 to 2398 code for a protein of 640 amino acids. Gene Ontology annotation, molecular function: ADP binding. Gene Ontology annotation, biological process: signal transduction; defense response. The transcript is spliced from 6 exons. The record is from RefSeq and is a predicted model, not a curated record. NCBI's taxonomy places the organism in Eukaryota, Viridiplantae, Streptophyta, Magnoliopsida, Fagales, Fagaceae.